AGUGGGUGGCACACUUCUCUUCUCUCCGUCUCCCUCCCGGUCAUCGAUUAGCCGCCUGAAAUGACGAAAGUGCGCCUCCCGCCGCAGACCAGACCGACCACCGAUCGACGACUUCUCUCCGCGGCGCACCACGGAUUAGCCAAAAAUAAGCGAGAGCGAGUACGAGAGAGAUUGAGAGAGAGAGUCAGAGAGAGAGAGAAGAAACUGCUCUCGAGAUCUCACCGGCGAGGCGGGGCGAGAUCUGGUAAGAGAGAAGGAGGGAGGGAGGCCGAGAGAGCGAGAUGCACGACUUCUGCUUCACGAUCCCCUACGGCUUCGCCGUCCUGGCCGGCGGCGUGCUGGGCUACGCCCGCCGCGGCAGCACCGCCUCCCUGGCCGGCGGCGCGGGCGCCGGCGCGCUCCUCCUCCUCGCGGGCUUCGUCAGCCUCAAGACCUUCGAGAAGCGCCGCAACUCCUACCUCGCCCUCGCCCUCGAGACCCUAUGUGCACUAGCUUUGACUUAUGUUAUGGGGCAGAGAUACCUUGAGACUUCAAAGAUAAUGCCAGCUGGUGUCGUUGCUGGCCUCAGUGCUUUGAUGUCUGCGUUCUACCUGUUCAAAAUUGCAACUGGUGGCAACCAUAUCCCACCGAAGAAAGAGUGAACCAGGCUUUGCUUGUGAAGCAUGUUUUGUUAUACUCUAAGACUACGACAGAUUUGUGUUGUGGAGUUUCAUUGUAAGUCCAGUGAUCAGCAAAGCCAUUUUUCGCCUGUAAUUCUUUAGAGUGCACUUCUGAUGUCUGAACAAUGUAAAAGAAUUAAAUAUUUAACUUCCUACGGUACGUGUAUAUGAAUGAUAUACUCCUGAACUUUUUAACUGGCCUUCCUCCCCCUAAUCUCUAUAUACCAAACAUAUAUAUCCAUUGAUGGAUGUAAUGGUAGACCUGAUGGUGUUUCCACCAUCAUAUUCAA
Messenger RNA from Oryza sativa Japonica Group (Japanese rice), 949 nucleotides. RefSeq names its product protein FATTY ACID EXPORT 5. Lineage: Eukaryota; Viridiplantae; Streptophyta; Magnoliopsida; Poales; Poaceae. Gene Ontology annotation, cellular component: chloroplast inner membrane. Gene Ontology annotation, molecular function: fatty acid transmembrane transporter activity. The record is from RefSeq and is a predicted model, not a curated record. Gene Ontology annotation, biological process: fatty acid transport.